Molecule: messenger RNA, 741 nt
Organism: Phyllotreta striolata
Lineage: Eukaryota; Metazoa; Arthropoda; Insecta; Coleoptera; Chrysomelidae
Source: the annotation of a GenBank genome assembly
GACAUUAUUGACACCAAAUGUCAUAAAAUUACUAAUAUUUCUAAUAAUUCCAAUUAUCUUAGAAAAACUAAUAAAAUGAACCGUUUAUUCGGCAAAGGCAAGCCCAAAGAACCCGGCCCGAGCAUUUCUGACGUCAUAACGGGGGUGGACCAAAGGGCGGAAGCGGUGGAAAAGAAAAUCAACGCCCUCGAAAAUGAUUUGCGCAAAUUCAGAGAUCAAAUGUCGAAGAUGCGAGAGGGCCCGUCGAAGAACGCCGUCAAGCAAAAGGCCCUUCGGAUACUCAAACAGAAGAAACUCUACGAGAACCAAUUGGAGAACCUCAGGGGCCAGUCGUUCAACAUGGAACAGGCCAAUUUCGCGGCGCAAACACUCAAAGACACCCAAAUCACGGUGGCCGCGAUGAAAGACGGCAUGAAAGAGAUGAAGAAGGAAUUCAAGAAGAUCAACGUCGACGAUAUCGAUGACGUUCAAGAUGAACUGGCCGACAUGCUGGAGCAGGCCGAUGAGGUCCAAGACGCGUUAGGUAGAAGCUACAACACGGUGGACGUCGAUGAAGACGAAUUGGCCGCUGAACUGGACGCUUUGGGCGAUGAAAUCGCUUUGGACGAUGAUCAAAGUUAUUUAGACGAUGUUCUCAAGGCCCCCGAAGCACCGUCUACGAAACCUGAAUCGUUACCGGCCGAUCCCUCGAAGAAGGAUACCGUGCCUGUUGACGAAUUCGGAUUACCUCAGCUUAAGUAA